Eupeodes corollae is the source of this 2696-nucleotide messenger RNA. RefSeq lists its product as uncharacterized. The record is from RefSeq and is a predicted model, not a curated record. The transcript has 6 exons. Bases 478 to 2436 code for a protein of 652 amino acids. Lineage: Eukaryota; Metazoa; Arthropoda; Insecta; Diptera; Syrphidae.
CUGGUGUACCUACGUACUUAUGAAUUGAAUUGAAUAGCAGUGGUCGAACGGGACGGUAGCAUACAAUCUGUGCAAAAAUUAAUAUAUUUACGUUGAGAGAGAAAAAAUAAAUAAAUAAAUGAAUAAGGUGCCAAGGUGUAGAAUUAACUUUAUUUUUGCCGUGUUGUGCAAAUAAGAUCAUAUCGAAUUUUUAUAACCUUUGAUUAAUAAAAAACAAUGAUCAAAGAUUAUGUAAAAUAAGAAUUAAAAAAAAUUCUUUGUCAAGUGAAUAGUGAAACAAAAGAAAAUAACAAAUUCACUUGUGAAAUUAUAACGGGUUUCUGUUUCUCAAUUCAAAACCAACUAAAACAACAAUAUUAGUGAUUUUAAUUUUUUUUGUUUUUGCUUAAAUUGAAUUAAUGCUCCGAAUUCGAAUAAAAAGCAAACGACAGCAAAUCCAAUAGGUAGCAAAACAGUUGAAAAAUAAAAAUAAAUAAAAUGCUUCAACGACGAAGCAGAACCAUAAUAACGAUGUCAGUGGAUGUGAUGUCGUCAUGGUUUUUCCUCCUCUUCGUUGUUCCCAUUGUGCUUCUAUCAACAACCACCACCUUUGUUGAAGUCAACGCAAAAAGAAAUGUGGCUCUAGAAGUGGAUACGUCACAUGCGGAAUAUGUUUUCAUAGAGAAGGCUCUCUGGAAAUACAUUGCAAGGCCUCGUAUAACUCGUGAAGCUCAGCUGAAAAAAGUCUAUGAUUCUCAUAGGAAUUUUGCUAGAGACAAUUUGCAACGGACAUUCGAUGAGAAUCGAUAUGAAAUAAUUCAACAUUCAGAAUGGAUCAUGCUGAAGUCGGAUUUGGUUUAUUUGAAUAGUAUUUUUGAGGCUUUCAGAGUGUUUCUAAAUACACAUCCCAUCAAUGGAGAAUAUAAUGAACAAGCGGCCUUGGAUUUGUGUGAUAAUGUACUGAGGAACGAUAGUACAUUCUCAAUCGAAAAGAUAUUCAAGCAAAUUGAAUUGAUUAUGGUCAAACAAGCCAUGUAUUAUCGAGCUUUAUUGGAUUCCAAUAACCAUCUUAGUGGAACUAGCCAAUCAUCUCAGCAAUUCCUCUAUUCCUUAUAUGCAGAUAUCGCCCUAACCGAAUUGAAGGGCUAUACUAUGAUGCAGUUUUCAUGGAUGAUACUACGAAUUUAUGGCAAAGGAAACUUUACUCAAGAAUCGGAUUUGAUGCGAGAAGAUUACGCCAAACGCACUGAACGAACUUUGGUUAAAUUACGUGAAGUAAUGCGCAGAGCUGAUCGUAUUGUCUGGCAAAGUGAUCCCAUUAAACAUGUUAAAGGUAAGACCUAUGAUGAAGUAACGCGUCUACUGCAGGGAUAUAUCGAAAAUGAAGUCGAUAUGAACCCUGAGGAGACUUGCAGGGAGAAUUGUGCAUUCUAUGAAGCAACAAAGAGUUAUGGCUGCUUUAAGAAUCUUUAUUGUGCCAGGCAACAGAGAUGUUCUGGAAGACUGUUGAAUUGUGAAUAUGUCGAUUCGGAUAUGUGGAUUUGUCCAGCGCCAUCUAAUAGUACUCGACGAUAUGAGUACAUUGAAUAUGAAAGUGGUCGAACUAUGGGCUUGAAGAAGGCGUGUUACAGAGGAACCACCAAGGUUGAUUCUUGGUGGCGUUAUGUUUUCUGGCAUUGCAGUUAUUGUUUCUGCAUUUGUGACGAGCAGGGAAUCAAAUCAGAUCGUUAUUUCAAUCUCCGUGAAUCUGUCUCAAACAUUGAUGAAAACAAAGUAAUAACUGGUCUGCGAUUUGUAAAACACAAGCGUGUGUUCCAUAUUCAAAUUCAAGAAGGGCAAUUGCUUCCACGUGGCAAUGUCAAUCAAUCAACCUUGAGCUGGAAGCCAGUGGAGGACUAUCAAAUAUUCGACCGCGGUGUAUCGAAUGGCUAUGAUUACCAUACUCUCGCUUGGGAUAAACGAGCUAUUGACUUGGAUGAUAUUGAAGGAGACGAUGUUAGUCAUGUUGUGACUGGAAUACGUUUGCGAGUUGUUGGAGCCCAUUUGAAUUUGGAAGCACGUCUCAGUGAAUACAAUUUCGAAAGUGGGGAGCUGGUUUCUCCAAGGACUAGCAGUUUCUGGAAGUCUAACGAUAACACAGAUGUCAGCGGUGAUAGAAGAGAGCAAAUUCAUCUGAAGAAUCCCGAUGUACCAACAAGGACUUUGGUUAAAUCAAUGCCCACAUCUCGACAUAACCAAUAUAUUGAAUUUACUCACACCAGUAAGGACAGGGAUGCAGCACAGACAACAGUGCCUUUUAUAGAUAUUCAAGAGGUUACAUCGAAUCCGCCUGUGCCAUUGUCCGGAGUGGGAUUAUACCACAAAGGUAGAAAUAAUUUCGGUGGUUUUAUAGCGCCAAAGUUGAUAACGUAUGAUUUUACAUCAUAUGUUCGGUUUCCAAAAAAUGUGACUAAUUAAACAUAAACAAACAUUGAAAUGUUAAUUUAAUUUUUAUAAUUUUUUUUUCUCUAUCUUUUUUUUUUAAUACGCUUAGUAGUAUUUUUAAUUACCUACUUUAAUAAAACUUGUAUGAAGUUUAAUUUAAACAAUCAAACAAACAAAAAUUUCAAUGAAAUAAUUCUAAUAAUUUAUACAAGAAAAUUAAAAACUGAAGUAAAAAUGUCAGAAAAUCUGGCAGCAUUGAAUUCGAGAUAUAAAUAAAGAAAUAUAAUUUAAUA